AUGAGGCUGUUGAGGCUGUUCGAGACCAUAACUUCAAGCUGUCCAAUGCUUGGGUUUGUGUUGGUCAACGCGCAUAAGCCUGUGGAGCAAACGGUGACUGGGACUCAAAUUGGGGAGAUAGGAGCUACCGGUCGGUCUGGGCCAUCAGAUGCGGUCUGGACGUUUGCUGAACUGCUGUUCAAUUCUGCUGCCUCCGUUGUAGAUAGUAGAUACGCUGCUGUUAGUGCCAGGGAAGCUGCGGCCCGGACAGACCAGCCGAGAGCAAAACUCACAAGAUCUUUUCUGAUGGAUAAUGUUUUGCUGAUAAAGAUCAACUCCAAAUGGACUAUAGCAGUUUCUCGCGCUAAACCUAAUCGGGCGCCGAUAGACUUUUCCCGAUGCGAUAGAGGCUCCGUCCAAAAAAUUUCCCCGAACCACUUCGACGACGCCGACAACGUCCAAGGCGCAGGCUGCUGGCUGAUCUCUCCUCCUUCAUACAAUUAG
Messenger RNA from Aspergillus niger, 483 nucleotides. RefSeq lists its product as uncharacterized. NCBI's taxonomy places the organism in Eukaryota, Fungi, Ascomycota, Eurotiomycetes, Eurotiales, Aspergillaceae. The record is from RefSeq and is a predicted model, not a curated record. The transcript is spliced from 4 exons. Bases 1 to 483 code for a protein of 160 amino acids.